AUGAAUAUACGAAACUUUCAAACACUAUGGAGACUCUUAUCAGAAAACUUUGGUCAGAGCGUUAGCCGCGCGGCAUAUCUUAUAAUACCUGUUGUGAGACGUGAAUCAAUUCGGCGCAAAGCGUUUCGCACAAAACUUGUGUAUAUUUUUCGCUCCCGAUAUCUGCUAUUCAGUGAACCUCUGGUUAUCAACUUUUGGCGCUUUAGUGCCAUCGAGGAAGUCGUCGAUUGGCAUAUAAUUCUGAGGAAUCUAUACAAGACGUGUGGUUACUCUCCAGAGCACAGGCGCUCCGAUCGUACUAUGAAUGCCAUGAAUGGUAUUUUGCCGACACCUCAGGAGUUGAUGCGAACUUUCUGUCAGACAAUCACCGCUCGGGUCGACAAACGGCACCACAAACUGUCCAAACAUAGCAAAGACAAGACCGACGCCAACGGCGCUAAACAGGAGUCGACCGACGAUUUUAAGUUUUUCGGUUUCAUUCAAAACUGCAAAAGCCUUUCGCUUCUGUGA
Messenger RNA from Medioppia subpectinata, 510 nucleotides. NCBI's taxonomy places the organism in Eukaryota, Metazoa, Arthropoda, Arachnida, Sarcoptiformes, Oppiidae. The record is from the annotation of a GenBank genome assembly.